Molecule: messenger RNA, 1302 nt
Organism: Dicrocoelium dendriticum
Lineage: Eukaryota; Metazoa; Platyhelminthes; Trematoda; Plagiorchiida; Dicrocoeliidae
Source: the annotation of a GenBank genome assembly
AUGAAGGAGUCACUGAUACGGGAUCGCAUCGUUAGUGGGAUAAGGAACGAUGAACUCACACGCCGGUUUCUGCGACAAAGGAACUUGUCACUGGAACAAUGUGUCGACAUCUGCCUCACUGAGGCCAGAACAGAUCAGCAAGUCGAACAUCUGCGCGCCGAAAAGAAUACGGAGUUGUUCGCAGUAUCCCGAACCGAGGGACGUAUCCCGAGAUCACCCGAUGAACAGGUAACUGAUUGCCAGUUUUGCGGCCGCAGGCACCAAAAGAAGAAGGAGAGGUGUCCAGCGUGGGGUCGGACGUGCAUGAAGUGCUCCAAUAAAGGUCACUUUGCUAGUUGCUGUAGAUCAUACAGAGUGAGUUCGGUUGCCGACGAUGCCAGAGAACGGGAACAAGAAUUGUUGAUAAGCAACAUGGAUGGCCGGGCGAAAAGCAAGUGCGUGUUUGCAACACUUUUGGUUCGCGGACAACCGGUACUUUUUCAGCUAGACUCCGGGGCUGCGGUUAACAUCUUGCCUGAAAAAUACUGCAAGGGGGUGCGAUGUGAAGAAACUCAAAAGUGUCUCAAAAUGUGGAACAGGUCAAGGCUACAACCGAAGGGCAUCGUCAUUUUGGAGACGGUCAAUCCAAAGGAAGGAACAGAGCACCCGCUGGAGUUCCUGAUUGUUUCGGAAGACCUUAUGCCCAUUCUGGGCAUUGAUUCUAUCCAGCGUUUUGGUUUUGUUUCUUUUAACCACGAACGUUUUAUUCAUGCGUGUGACAUCGAGGCAGAUAUUUUUGAUAAGUACUCGAGUGUGUUUGAUGGCGGAGUAGGGAUGUUCGAGGGACCCGCUCACUUAUCGUUAAACGAGCUAGCAACACCGGUGGCGUUACCAGCUAGGAAGGUGCCAAUUGCUUUGCGCGAAAAAUUCUUGAGUGAGUUGCAACGUCUCUGUAGUCUGGGAGUGAUAGCUAAAGUUGACGAACCGACUGAUUGGGUCAGCCAGGUGGCGAUUAUUACAAAAAAGUCAGGCGAGCUGCGUAUAUGCAUUGAUCCGAAACCGCUUAAUGCCGCUCUCAAGAGAGAGUAUUUUACGUUACCGACACUAGACGACAUGCUGCCGGUGUUAUGCAAUUCUAAACUGUUCACGAAAGUCGACCUCGCCUCUGCGUUCUGGCACGUAUCACUAGACGAUGAGUCAAGCUACAUGACAACUUUCGGAACACCAUUCGGGCGGUUCCGUUGGCUUCGUUUACCGUUUGGACUGAAAGUGUCUAGCGAAAUCUUCCAGAAGCGACUAAUGCAAGCGUUGGACGAUCUAUAG